Molecule: messenger RNA, 1233 nt
Organism: Pyrgilauda ruficollis (rufous-necked snowfinch)
Lineage: Eukaryota; Metazoa; Chordata; Aves; Passeriformes; Passeridae
Gene: ALKBH2
Product: alkB homolog 2, alpha-ketoglutarate dependent dioxygenase
Exons: 3
Coding region: 76-912 (278 amino acids)
Biological process (GO): DNA repair
Source: RefSeq, a predicted model, not a curated record
UUCGCGUGCUCCCGUUUCCCGCGGGAUCGCGGCUCCCGCUCCUCCCGGGCAGCGCUCCCGGUGCCGGGGCCGCCCAUGGACAGGUUCGUGGUUAAACUGCCCCGCGGGCAGCCGGGGGAUGGCGGUGGCGGCGGGAAGAGGCCGCGGCUGGAGAAGGCCGGCCCGGAGCGGCCGCCGCCGCGGGAGAUCCGCGCCGAGGGGCUCAGCUGUGAUUACCGCAUCCUCUUCGACAAGGCCGAGGCGGACGAGAUCUUCCAGGAGCUGGAGAAGGAGGUGGAGUAUUUCGAAGAUGACGCGACAAAGCUGCAGGUGUUUGGCAAGUGGCACAAGAUUCCCAGGAAGAAGGUGACCUACGGAGACCCUGGCUUGUCCUACACCUACUCGGGGGUCACGUUCCACCCCAAGCCCUGGAUCCCGGUGCUGACCCGGAUCCGGGAGCGCGUCACCUCGGAGACGGGACACUCCUUCAACUUCGUCCUCAUCAACAGGAAUACCAAGCGCAGAGUUCAUCACCAGGUACAAAGACGGCCUGGACCACAUCGGGGAGCACCGGGACGACGAGAAGGAGCUGGUUCCGCGCAGCCCCAUCGCCUCGGUGUCCUUCGGAGCCUGCCGGGAUUUCGUGUUCCGCCGCCGGGGCCGGGCAGGGCCGCGGGGCCCGGGCAGGAUCAGCCUGGCCCUGGCCCACGGCAGCCUGCUGCUCAUGGAGCACCCCACCAACGUGCACUGGCACCACAGCCUGCCCCCGCGCAGGAGGGUGCUGGCCCCCAGGGUCAACCUCACCUUCAGGAACGUCCUGCCCACGGCCACGCGGGGAAAUGUGCCGCCUCUGGGCUCUGGGAAGGGAAUUUAGCUCCUGCUGGAAGCGUGGCGGGUGAAUUGUGGAUUCACCUCCUGGACAAAAUUUGGUAAUUUUGCUGCUGAAGCCUGUGACCACUGAUCUGAAUUUUUCCUCUGGGAAAUGUUGCUCUGGUCCUGCUGAUCCCUGUUUUUGCUGAUUCUUCCUCUUGUUUUGCUGGGGAAGAAGUUUGUUCUCAGCUGAUCUUUAUCUAAGCAGUGUUCCAAGAAGAUGGAAAUGCUCCAUAGCCUGGAGGCAGCAGUUUAUAAACACUGUGAGCCACAAGCUGUGAUGAUCGUGUAAAGCUGAUAUUCUGCAGGUGGCACUUUCUGUCAAAGAGCUCUGGUUUGCUUGGGUUUGUUUUUUUAGAUUAAAAUAAAGCAAAAUGAGCCUGA